UGAAUAGUUGGCAUUUAUUUGUCAACUUCAAAACUAAACAAAAGCACCGCUCUAGUAAAUAGCGUGAGUAAGCAAGUUGAAACCUCUCCCUCCAAAUUAUAUAUACUCUCUCUCUCCUCCUCCUCCUCCCCCACCCCAUACCACUAAGUCACAAACACAAUCCUCAAACAAUUUCCCACUACUUUGUCUCUGUCUCUGUUUCUCUCUUAAUAACCCUUCCAUUUCGAACUAGGAUCGAUGCUACAGGUGGAAUCACUGGUUUCAGCGUGCGCCGGCGGAUCCAGCGAUCGGAAAAUCGCCUGCGAGACCCUGGCCGACGACGUCCACCCCACGGAUCCGCCGGAGUCCCACCCGGAUUCUCCGCCGGAGUCCUUCUGGCUCUCGAGGGACGAGGAAUACGACUGGUGGGACCGCAACGCCGUUUACGAGCGCAAAGAAUCCACCAAGGCAAGUAAUAAUAAUUCAACAAACCUAAACCCUGGCAUCAACUCCAGCAACAACUCCCAGCGUUUCUCUCUCAAUUUCAAGUCCAAGGCUUCCACCAUCAUUGGCUUACCUAAGCCGCAGAAAACCUCCUUCGUCGACGUCAAGAACCGCCGCAACCACAACAAGCCCAGUAACAUCAGGCUGUUCCCGAAACGCAGCGUUUCGGUCGGAAAAUCUGAGUCAGGACUCGUCGAACCGUCUUCGCCCAAAGUCUCUUGCAUGGGAAGAGUCAGAUCCAAGCGCGAUCGAAAUCGCAAGUUGAGAAGUUCACGAAAGUCUUCCCCUGACACAGACGCCAAAGAAAAACACAGCAGAAGCGGAAAGAAACCCGGUUUUUUCGAGAGUUUUCGCUCUAUUUUCCGGUCCGGCCGAAAAGGGAAACCGGACCGGAAGAAAAGCGAUCCCCUGGCCGCGGACUCAACUCAUGAGACGAAGAGCGGUGCCGUUAACUACUCUAGAGCGCGGCACAGCACGUCGAGCUUGAACGACGUGUCGUUCGAGGAGUCAGUCUCGCGAAACAGCGUGUCGGAGAGCGAACCGCCCGGUUUGGGUGGCAUGAUGCGGUUCGCGUCUGGGAGAAGGUCUGAGUCGUGGGGAGUAGGUGAUUCCGAAGGACACGUGGCACAGUAGUAUUGGAUGAAGAUAACCGUUCGGCGAGGGCAAACACGAAGUGGGGCCCUUUGCCCUUGGAUGUAAGCAAUUGAGAUAAAAAGGCGAGUCUUUUGGCGUGGGACCAAGGCGUUGGAAGAGGGAGUGACGUGGCGCGUUGAACAAAUUUUACUUGUUACUGUUUGGAAAGUAAAAUCUUUUUCCUUUUGUGCUGUGCUUGAUUGAAUCUGGUGUAUUUUGUAGCCACAAAGUUUUGUCUUGUAAAUAUACACGAGUCAUGAGUGGUUUUUGUUUCUUUGAAUUGAGCAGAUGUAUGUAUAUUUUGAUUUUCUCUCUUGGGUUUCAAUAAUUGUAUGAAUUGUCCAACGGUGCAUGCGUUGCCGGUUCCCUCUCCUUUUCAAUUAAGCAAAAUUAUUAAGCAUGGGUGUUAA
Molecule: messenger RNA, 1526 nt
Organism: Glycine soja
Lineage: Eukaryota; Viridiplantae; Streptophyta; Magnoliopsida; Fabales; Fabaceae
Exons: 1
Coding region: 238-1116 (292 amino acids)
Source: RefSeq, a predicted model, not a curated record